UGUGUGGUGUUGAUGCAGUGUGUCUGUCCUCUUUUGAAUACUGAAACUGAAAUGCACUGUGGUCGUAUAGUGUCCUCUGUUCUGUGCUUGUGCUGUCUAUACCGGACAGCCUCUGCUGACACACAGACAAACUGACAGACUCCUGUUCUUCUGACCCUGCACACACCUCGUAUCACCAGAGACACAGAGAGAGGUUCACACAGAGGUCAAACCCCCUACUACGACCCAGCCAGCCAGCCUGGAGAAGAGGUCAAAGGUCAGCCAGCAGGAAGCAGAACCCUCACUCUGCCGUUUUCUCCUCCUUUCUGCAGCGACGACCUUCCUCCAGACUCACCCUCAGGUGAGGAGGGAAAGAGACAGGGAGAAGGGGAGCUCCAGCCCCAGGUCCAACCCCAGCAGCCUGAGCUCCAAGCCCAGCCCCAACCUGAACCCCAGCCUCAGCCUAAACCCGAGGGCACGAGCGUGGGCGAAACACAGCAGGAGGUCACCCCCGCAGCCUCCCGCUCACCAAGCGGAGGGGAACUCGAGCAGGAGGAGGGAGAGCGAGGAGAUAAGGAGGAGGAGGAGAUAAAGCAGAAAGAGUUGGUGGAUUCGCAGCAGGAGCAGCAGCAUGAGGGGGAGGCAGCAGUAGAGGCUGAGGUGGAGGAGGAGGAGGAUGGGGCAGAGGCCCGGGGGGGAGCGGCGGGGAGGAGGGCCAGCCUGCACCACACAGCUUCCCCCAUGAGGGUGCAGCGCAACGGGGCCUGCUCGCACUCCGCCACCUCCGACUACGAGCUCUCGCUCGACCUCAAAAACAAGCAGAUCGAAAUGUUAGAGCACAAAUACGGCGGCCACCUCAUCUCCCGCCGCGCUGCCACCAAGAUCCAGACCGCCUUCCGCCAGUACCAGCUCAGCAAGAACUUCGAGAAGAUCCGCAACUCCCUGCUGGAGAGUCGCCUGCCGCGGCGCAUCUCCAUGCGCAAGGUGCGCGUGCAGAACGCUGAGGGCUUCUCCGCCGAGCGGGCACUGGCCGAAGGCUGCAGCCUGGCGGGUAUCCCCCUAGUGCGCUCGCCAUCACUGCCCGCCACAGUGGGCGGCACCCUGACCGACCUGGAGGACUCAUUCACAGAGCAGGUGCAGUCGUUGGCAAAGUCCAUUGACGACGCACUCAGCAACUGGAGCCUGAAGACCAUGUGCUCCCUCCAGGAAGGAGGGGCCUACCAGUUCAGUGCAGAGUCCUUCAGUGCGGCCGGGGGAGGAGGGGAAGUGGGAGGAGGAGGGUUGGACCAGGCUUUUCUCCAGAGCAUAUCCGGUGGGGAGAAUACAGGCGACCUGCCCCGCAGCGCCAGCAAGCUGCUGAUGGCCUUCCGCGACGUGACCGUUCAGAUUGACAAUCAGAACUUCCGCAUGUCCUCCUCCGUCAUGGAGUCAUCGGCCUCUGUCUCCAUGGGCAACUGCGUCCAGCAGCAGCAGGGGGGUGCAGCCACCACCCCCACCAUGCCCACCGCUCCCCCGCCCUCACCCCCUAAAAAACACUCCCCUCCUCCCCCUGAAGAGGUCCCCGCCGAACCCACAGACCCCCCUGUCCCUCCCCACGAGCCCCCUCCGCCCCCAGAACCAGUGGUAGAAGGAGAGGGGCAGGACGCCGACUUCCCUGCGCCCCCGCCCAGUGAAGAGGAGCUAGAGGAGGAGGAGGGCCAGCAACCCCCCUUGACCCCCCUGGACAAACUAGCCAACCCACAGACCCCGGAGGUGGUCAUCCAGCCCGUCCAGCCACCUCAACCCCAGGAUGGUGCACCCUCAGUGGCAACCCCAUCCACCGAGGCCCUGGAGGCCAAGCGGAGCGGCUCGGAGACGGCUGAAACCAGUUCCGAGCAGAUAAGCUGCAGCAACAGCACUUCCACGGAGGCACGCUCGGCAUCGGAGGCCUCAUCCAAGGAGGCCCUGCAGGCCAUGAUCCUCAGCCUGCCGCGCUACCACUGCGAGAACCCGGCCAGCUGCAAGUCGCCCACACUCUCCACCGACGUCAUGCGCAAGCGCCUCUACCGCAUCGGCCUCAACCUUUUCAAUGUUAACCCUGAUAAGGGUCUCCAGUUCCUGAUCUCACGAGGUUUCAUCCCAGACACGCCCAUAGGUGUGGCUCACUUCCUGCUUCAGAGGAAGGGCCUGAGCAGGCAGAUGAUUGGAGAGUUCCUGGGAAACAGCAAGAAGCCCUUCAACAGAGACGUCCUAGAUUGUGUGGUGGAUGAGAUGGAUUUCUCAGGGAUGGAGCUGGAUGAGGCUCUGAGGAAGUUCCAGGCUCACAUCAGAGUCCAGGGAGAGGCCCAGAAGGUGGAGAGACUGAUCGAGGCCUUCAGUCAGAGGUACUGCAUGUGUAACCCGGACGUGGUGCAGCAGUUCCACAACCCCGACACCAUCUUCAUCCUGGCCUUCGCUAUCAUCCUCCUCAACACAGACAUGUACUCACCCAACAUCAAGCCUGACCGCAAGAUGAUGCUGGAGGACUUCAUACGCAACCUCCGAGGUGUGGAUGACGGAGCUGACAUCCCCAGAGACAUGGUGGUGGGCAUCUAUGAGAGGAUCCAACAGAGAGAGCUGCGCUCCAAUGAAGACCACGUCACCUAUGUCACCAAGGUGGAGCAGUCCAUUGUGGGCAUGAAGACAGUUCUGUCUGUUCCCCACAGAAGAUUGGUGUGCUGUAGCCGUCUGUUUGAGGUGACGGACGUCAACAAGGCCCAGAAACAGGCAGCCCACCAGAGAGAAGUCUUCCUCUUCAAUGACCUUAUCGUGAUCCUGAAGCUGUGCCCGAAGAAGAAGAGUUCAGCAGCCUACACCUUCUGUAAAGCCCUGGGCCUCCUGGGCAUGCACUUCACACUGUUUGAGAACGAGUACUACCCCCAUGGCAUCACCAUCAUCUCACCCUUCGGCUCAGACAAGAAGCAGGUGCUCAACUUCUGUGCUCAGAGCGCCGAGGAGCUGCUCAAGUUUCUAGAAGAUCUGAAGGAGUCCAUUGCUGAGGUGUCAGAGAUGGAACAGAUACGCAUUGAAUGGGAGUUGGAGAAACAGCAGGGCUCGAAGGGAGUGUCAGCUAAGAACAAUGGCACUCUGGAGCUACGCAGCAAACAGGGCUCCCCGUCAGGCAAGCAGGACCUGGAUGAGAACAGUGGACACAAUACAGUGGAGGUGUCAAUUCACAACAGGCUUCAUACAUACCAGCUCAGCAGCAGCGGGAGCUUGCCCCGGAGCCCCGAGAGUGUUGGAGCCCUUCUUAACCACCGGGCGGAGCUCUUGCAGCAGCCGCAGCUUCAGUCAGCCGCUGGCACCCCCCUCCACCACCUGCAACAGCUCCAGCCAAUCAGCAUGGGCGACCUUCGGCCCGACACGCUCAUCCAGUGCCAGCAGAUUGUCAAGGUGAUCGUCCUGGACAACAGCGGCCAUGGCCGCGUGGAGGCCUUCCUCAGCCACACCCCCACCCACGCCCAUCAUCAUCACCAUGCCCACCACCACCAGGUCAUCCGGUCGGCCACCUCCACUCCUGUGAGGUCGCCAGAGAGCAAGGACGGUCACCAGCCCCCCUUACCCCCUCCUCCUCCCCCCUACAACCAUCCCCACCAGUACAUCCCCCCGGCGGACCCCCGCCUCAGCCUCCAGAGGACCCCAAGUGGCUCUCGAAGCCUGCUGUAAAUAAGAGACCAAUGAACCAAUGACCCUCACCCACCUGACCUCACCCCAACCUCACACCUCACUCCCAACCUCAGCCCAACCCCACCCACCCCGCCCACGUCACUAACAGAACAUAUGUACAUGCUAUACAUACAGAGACAGAGCUAUAAAAAAAAGAUAACACAUCUAUAUGCAUAUAUUUAAGGAAAUAACGACAAAAGAUGAAUCGAGGUAAAGAUUUAAAAGGAGGUGUGGAGUAACAUCAUGAGAAUAAUCCAAGUGGAAAAGAAGACGAAUUUUACUUGAUUCCAUGUGUAUUUUGAAAUAUUAUGUAGUUUUAACAAAUUUCUAUAACAGUUUUGUCAGUUUUAAUCUUUAAAUAUAGAUAAUAUCAUUGAUUUCUUUAGUUUUCUGGAUGGAUCUUUAGUAGUUAACAAGGAAGGACGUAGUACAAAAUCCAGCACCAACCAACUAGAUUCAGAUGGAUUCCACAGACUAUGUGAAUGUCUUGGAGAUUCCCUCCAAGAUUGAACUUAAUCUAAGAACGACUUUUGUUCACUUUUACCAUUCAUAUCCUAACCUCAUCUCUAUGUGUGUGUGCAUUUGAUUGACAAUGACUGAACAAUGUGUGUGCCAAAAUGACAGAAGUCUCCACCAAACGGACUACUUUGUACUCGGCUAGAAGAAAACUAGAAGAACUCAGAAUCUCCUCCACUCUCACCUCGAGGAGUACCCUACAUGUAAAAAAUAAUUACAGCUAGCGAUAUUUCAGUGCAACCUGUCUCCUUGUUUGCAAUGUGGUGGAUUUAUUCAUUGAAAUGGGAGACUGCUGUCUCUUUCUCCCCCUCUCUCUCCCUCUAUCUCCCCCUCUCUCUCUCUCCCUCUCUCUUGCUCUCUCUCUGUCUCUCUCUCAUCUCUCUCUGUCUCUCUUUCUCCCCCUCUCUCUCCCUCUAUCUCCCCUCUCUCUCUCUCCCUCUCUCUCUCUCUCGCUCUCUCUCUGUCUCUCUCGUCUCUCUCUGUCUCUCUUUCUCCCCCUCUCUCUCUAUCUCCCCCCCUCUCUCUCUCUCUCUCUCGCUCUCUCUCUCGCUCUCUCUCUGUCUCUCGUCUCUCUCUGUCUCUCUCUCGUCUCUCUCUGUCUCUCUCUCGUCUCUCUCUGUCUCUCUCUCGUCUCUCUCUGUCUCUCUCUCGUCUCUCUCUGUCUCUCUCUCGUCUCUCUCUGUCUCUCUCUCGUCUCUCUGUGUCUCUCUCUCGUCUCUCUCUGUCUCUCUCUCGUCUCUCUGUGUCUCUCUCUCUCUGUGUGAUCUGAGGAGGUGUGUUAUUUGUCAUUCUCUGUGGUGUUGUUUUUCUUUCUUUUCUAUUAUCAGGAAACACACUUCCACUGUCAUCCUGCACAGAUCCCCCGUCCAGUUACUGUAGCUAAGGAUGAUGGCAUAUGAAGGCAAGGCAACCAAUCAGAAGGCUUACUGCCAAACCAAAAGCCAAUAACAGCCCAGGAAAUAAGCUCUUUAUUUGCUGUCGUCAUUGUUAUAUUCAGCUCAGGAAUUCUUGACGUAAAUGUUCUGGAAUGUUCUGGAAUGGUUUAGAUUGCACAUUUAUUGUGUGCAUGUGCUGUUAUGAUGAGAGCAUAACUAGGACCAGGAAUAACUCCAGGCCCUAAUCACAGCCAAUAAGACUGGUAAUUCCCACUAUUCGCCCUUUGCCAGUCUGCAGAUCUGCCUAUACAAUCCAACCAAAAUGAUUUCCCAGUGUAUUUUGGAGCGCAACACACUCAUUAUGUUAAACAUAUGCACUGGACAAACAUGACACUUGUAAUUUCUCAAUGCUGCUUCUUCUGUGUAUCAAAAUAGCCUUUUUAUUUGACUUUUUUAAAAGCUUAGUACUCCGAUAUUCACAUCAUUCAUAACAGCACUCAAAUGUUUUGUCUGUUAUUUGCUCAUCUGUAUUGAAGGGGACAAGAAUCAUCUUAAUCUCUCGCUUUUCGCUCAGCUUAGUUUGUUAAAUAUCAAAUUGGGUUGUCUGAGAGGACAACCAAGUUAUCUCUAUCCAUGUAAAUGCUAAGGUCAACAAAAUGUAAUUUAUCUGAAAUAGUUCAUCGACUGCUCUGGUCUGAAUGUGCCCAUGUUUAAAACAUGAGCUACAUCAGGUGGUUUGGAAUAUAUAUUCGGCUGGCCCUCCUGGCCUCCUCUCAUUCAGCCCUGCCUCUAGUUCAGAUAAUUACCAACCUGCUGUGUGGAGGUCUCCAACUCAUCUCCAAUCUCAGUCUACUUCAUCUGUGAGGAGCGAGCCUCUGGAAAAACAAUCUAUUGCACCACGCUGCUGUGGGGGCUGAGAGGUUGACAGUGGUGUGUGUGUUUGUUUGUGUGAGUGUGUGAGUGUGUGUGUGUGUGUGUGUGUGUGUGUGUGUGUGUGUGUGUGUGUGUGUGUGUGUGUGUGAUAUACCAAAUGUGAUAUGUAUCCCAUAUCUCCUGUGUGUGUGUGUGUGUGUGGAGAUUGCCCACCACAGCAUCGUGACUCCUGCUCACCAAGAGGAGAUCUCACACGAAUCUCUUCAGCGGAGAUCCUUCCCCUUUUUAAUGUGUCAGUUUCAAUAGACACAAGGCUCUGUUAUAUUAACUGCUGAAGGGUGUUUAAAACAGGGUUACAUAUUUCAAAUACUUCACUGUGUCAGUGUCCCAAAUAGGGCACUGUUCCCUACAUAGUGCCCUACUUUUGACCUAUAGGCCCUGGUCAAAAUUAGUGCACUGGAAAGGGAAUAGGGUGCCAUUUGGGAUGCUCAGUGUCUCUUUAGGGUUUAACAGCCUAUGGCAAACCAGAGAGCUGUGUCUGUAUCCAUUUCACACUCUAAGAACAAGUUAAUCUGUUUUCUGUUCCUUUCGUCGUUGUCAAUUCAACAUGUGGAGUGAAUGUGAUUCUUCAACCCGGCAUGACAUUGGUUUUGUAUGUAUAGGAGGCCUAUUGAUACUGUGAUACAUGCUUUCCCUUCAAAGUCAAGUUUGUUGUGCAUGACUGAAUUUGACAGAGUGCAGCACAGGGGAUAAAUAUGUCAUUAUUCUGUCCGUUCACCCACAAUGCAUCAGAAUGUGAAAAGCCUAUCAUUGUCUUUGUGGGCAAAAAUGUGACUGUCUCCCAUGAAUGGAGUCUCAAGCAGCAAAAAGGAGGUUUAGUGGAAUUGAUUGAAUGCUACUGUAAGUUCGUUCAAAGGACUCACCUUUUUCUUUGGAUAUAGACGAAAGGGCUCUGUGAUGCUAAAAAUGCACUGCUGUCGUUUCAGGUGACGCGUGGAACUCUUCCCUUCUGGGGGUUUUCUGUCACCUAUGUUGUUCUAUUGUCGCACAAUGAGGAAGGGGGCCUUUUAGGAGGACAGACUUGUUGAAUUUGGGCAUAGGUUUUAACCAUCACCUCCCUCGGUUGGCUUUGAAUCCCUCUUUACCUGUCUUCUGUUCUGCAGUAUAUCAACAUGCUAUUAAAGAUGGUUUCAGUCUAUUCACCA
This is a messenger RNA of Oncorhynchus kisutch (coho salmon), 7132 nucleotides long. RefSeq names its product IQ motif and SEC7 domain-containing protein 3. Gene Ontology annotation, biological process: actin cytoskeleton organization; regulation of ARF protein signal transduction. The record is from RefSeq and is a predicted model, not a curated record. The transcript has 12 exons. Gene Ontology annotation, molecular function: guanyl-nucleotide exchange factor activity. Lineage: Eukaryota; Metazoa; Chordata; Actinopteri; Salmoniformes; Salmonidae. The coding region runs from base 721 to 3663 and encodes 980 amino acids.